Molecule: messenger RNA, 2179 nt
Organism: Nothobranchius furzeri (turquoise killifish)
Lineage: Eukaryota; Metazoa; Chordata; Actinopteri; Cyprinodontiformes; Nothobranchiidae
Gene: slc10a4
Product: solute carrier family 10 member 4
Biological process (GO): bile acid and bile salt transport
Cellular component (GO): membrane
Molecular function (GO): bile acid:sodium symporter activity
Source: RefSeq, a predicted model, not a curated record
AAAAAACAGAUGGAUGUUUUAUGGAUGACAUGAAAAAUAAAAGUCGGGACUCUGUAAAUGUUUGAAAGGAAACUCAGAGCGUCUGAAACUGGGAGAAAUGGUUCUGAAGAGCAGCACUGGGUUAAAUUUCAUGUAAUCGGUGAAAUCAUAGUCAUGGACUAAUUUUCUGACAGUAAGCCCCGCCCACCACAGCUGGAACCUCAUGCCACACCUUUGCCACAUAAGAUUCUCUGUCUGCUUCUGCAGGAGAACAGAUCCAGAUGAAGACAGCAGGACCGGAUUAAACGCUUUAACUCCUGUUGAAGAUGAUGACCUGUGAUGCCAUAAAGUUGAGAUUAAAGGCGUCUGCGUCACGUGCCCUUCUCAUCAAAACAGGAUGAUCAGAGAAGCGCAUCUUCACCGUUUUACGCAUCUGCUUCGUCAUCUUCAUGCUGAAGACUCGCUCUCAGAGCGGAGCGCAGUGGAGUCUGUUUUUGUCCUGAAUCCCGAGUCCUUGUGCGCUCUACCCUUCAGCUGCGGAGCUCAGAGCCGACCUGUGGCACCAGGCUGGGACUCUCUCAUCAGCACCAUGCCACUGUCCCACUCCCAGGACUCUGCAAUUCAUUAGUGUCUGACGCCACUAGGGGAACCAUUUUACGCACGAGCACUUCUACAGGUGGAUACUCUGUCCUCCUGUUGCGCCAUGGACAACUCCAGCAGCGCAAAGACUCAUGGCAUGAUAGACUUAUCUAUCUGGGAGCAGGACUCUCCUGCUGACCGGGGAGUGAUGGGCGUACUAGGAAUAGCCGGUGGUGCCCGGUUCCUAGAAGGCGGCGCGUCCAGGACUUCUGAAUUCAGCCAGGAGUCCUCUCACCUGAUGCCCGCUUUCUGGGACUCCCCGCUCAGCCACGGCAUCAAUGUGUUCGUUGGACUGGUUCUUUGCUUCACCAUGCUGGGACUGGGCUGCACGGUGGAGGUGAGCCAGCUGGGAGAACAUGUCCGCAGACCCAUCGGGGUGCUGCUGGCUCUGCUGUGCCAGUUCGUCAUCAUGCCCCUGGUGGCAUUUCUGCUGGCUUUAGCUUUCUCCCUGGAUGAUGUGGCAGCGAUGGCCGUCCUCCUCUGUGGCUGCUGUCCCGGAGGAAACCUGUCCAACAUCAUGUCUCUGCUGGUGCAUGGAGAGAUGAAUCUCAGUAUCAUCAUGACCAUAUCUUCCACCCUGCUGGCGCUCGUUCUGAUGCCGCUCUGUCUGUGGGUCUACAGCCGGGCCUGGAUCAACACACCCGUGGUCAACCUGCUGCCUUUCGGGGCCAUCAUCCUGACCCUGUGCAGCACUCUCAUCCCCAUCGGGUUAGGGGUUUUGCUGAGGUAUCGCAACACCCGGGUGGCCGACGUCGUUUUGAAGGCGUCUCUGUGGUCUCUGCUGGUUACCCUGGUGAUGCUGUUCAUCCUGACUGGAGUGAUGCUGGGCCCAGACCUGCUCGCCACCAUCCCAGCCUCCGUCUAUGUGGUGGCCGUUCUGAUGCCCCUGUGUGGCUACGCUGCAGGCUUCGGCCUGGCCGUGCUCUUCAACUUGCCCCCCAGCAGCUGCAGGUCGGUGUCUCUGGAGACCGGGUGCCAGAACGUGCAGCUGUGCACCGCCAUCCUAAAGCUGGCCUUCCCCCCACAGCUGAUGGGGGGAAUGUACAUGUUCCCACUGUUGUACGCCCUGUUCCAAGCAGCCGAAGCGGGCCUUUUCAUCCUGGCCUACAGGCUUUACAGGAAGGAGGUGCUGCAUAAACCGGACCCCACGAUAGACGGAGAGGACAUAACAUACCAAAGGUUUCACGAUGAGGACUUUGACUCGUCUUAUGGAGCGGUGACAGCGAGUGACCCAAACACCAUCAUGCUGGACCCAUGUCCUCCUGAUCCAACUCCUGUUUGAUGGUCAGAUUGCCACAGAGCUGAAGGAGACUGCUGCUGCUCACCAAAAAGAGAAUAAAAGGCAGACACGUGUUUAUCGUUGACCAAAAGGUGCUUCAUGUCACUGAGCUGCACUCGUUCAUGUCUGAUGAAAACAUCGCUUUUGCAUGUAAAGUCGAAGUCUGACAGCAUUUAUGAUUAAAAGCUUUUAGCACAUAUCACAAUCAUCCAUGUGCAGGUUUACAAACAACGUGCCAACAGCUGAACCAACUAUAAAGAAUUAAAGAUUAUGUGUCUCUUA